Messenger RNA from Myotis davidii, 4571 nucleotides. RefSeq names its product thyroid hormone receptor, alpha (gene THRA). Gene Ontology annotation, molecular function: zinc ion binding; nuclear receptor activity; RNA polymerase II cis-regulatory region sequence-specific DNA binding. Gene Ontology annotation, biological process: negative regulation of transcription by RNA polymerase II; retinoic acid receptor signaling pathway; cell differentiation. NCBI's taxonomy places the organism in Eukaryota, Metazoa, Chordata, Mammalia, Chiroptera, Vespertilionidae. Bases 316 to 1548 code for a protein of 410 amino acids. The record is from RefSeq and is a predicted model, not a curated record. The transcript is spliced from 8 exons.
CUGCUUCUCUCCUCUCUCUGCAGGGACCUCGACAGGACAAGACUCCGAAGCUACUCCCCCAGCCCAGGACUCCCCUACGGACCCAGCUUUUCCCCCCAGCACUACCACCUGCCACUCCCUGGCCUAUCUCACCGCCCACCCCCCUCGGGGCUCAGGGCAUGGUGUGAAAGGCCAAGUGCUGAGGCUGGCACCAUGGGUGCUGUGCCCUAGCCUGGGUGGCAGGGGGUGGGCAAUCUGUGGGCGUGCCAGGGGGGGCCACUGUGCCCACCCAGUCUCUUGGCGUGCUGGAGGGCAUCCUGGAUGGAAUUAAAGUGAAUGGAACAGAAGCCAAGCAAGGUGGAGUGUGGGUCAGACCCAGAGGAGAACAGUGCCAGGUCACCAGAUGGAAAGCGAAAAAGAAAGAACGGCCAAUGUUCCCUGAAAACCAGCAUGUCAGGGUAUAUCCCUAGUUACCUGGACAAAGACGAGCAGUGUGUCGUGUGUGGGGACAAGGCAACCGGUUAUCACUACCGCUGCAUCACUUGUGAGGGCUGCAAGGGCUUCUUUCGCCGCACAAUCCAGAAGAACCUCCAUCCCACCUACUCCUGCAAGUAUGACAGCUGCUGUGUCAUCGAUAAGAUCACCCGCAACCAGUGCCAGCUGUGCCGCUUUAAGAAGUGCAUCGCCGUGGGCAUGGCCAUGGACUUGGUUCUAGAUGACUCGAAGCGGGUGGCCAAGCGCAAGCUGAUCGAGCAGAACCGGGAGCGGCGGCGGAAGGAGGAGAUGAUCCGAUCACUGCAGCAGCGACCAGAGCCCACUCCGGAAGAGUGGGAUCUGAUCCAUGUUGCCACGGAGGCCCACCGCAGCACAAAUGCCCAAGGCAGCCACUGGAAGCAGAGGCGGAAAUUCCUGCCGGACGACAUUGGCCAGUCACCCAUCGUCUCCAUGCCGGACGGAGACAAGGUGGACCUAGAGGCCUUCAGCGAGUUUACCAAGAUCAUCACCCCGGCCAUCACCCGUGUGGUGGACUUUGCCAAAAAACUGCCCAUGUUCUCCGAGCUGCCUUGCGAAGACCAGAUCAUCCUCCUGAAGGGGUGCUGCAUGGAGAUCAUGUCGCUGCGGGCGGCUGUCCGCUAUGACCCCGAGAGCGACACCCUGACGCUGAGCGGGGAGAUGGCUGUCAAGCGGGAGCAGCUCAAGAAUGGCGGCCUGGGCGUUGUCUCCGACGCCAUCUUUGAAUUGGGCAAGUCACUCUCUGCCUUUAACCUGGACGACACGGAAGUGGCUCUGCUGCAGGCCGUGCUGCUAAUGUCAACAGACCGCUCGGGCCUGCUGUGCGUGGACAAGAUCGAGAAGAGUCAGGAGGCGUACCUGCUGGCGUUCGAGCACUACGUCAACCACCGCAAACACAACAUUCCGCACUUCUGGCCCAAGCUGCUGAUGAAGGUGACUGACCUCCGCAUGAUCGGGGCCUGCCACGCCAGCCGCUUCCUCCACAUGAAAGUCGAGUGCCCCACCGAACUCUUCCCCCCACUCUUCCUCGAGGUCUUUGAGGAUCAGGAAGUCUAAAGCCUCAGGCGGCCAGAGGGUGUGCGGAGCUGGUGGGGAGGAGCCUGGAGAGAAGGGGCAGAGCUGGGGGCUGAGGGAGACCCCCCACACCUCUUCUCUCCUCCCUCUCGUCCUCGGAUAGAUGCAGCUCCCACACACACCCGCACUACCCCGUCCCUCCUCAGAGCCUCCUGCCCUGGCACCGGGCACGCAGAUGAACUUGCCAUGGAAAGGACAGUGUGGGAGGCUGGGAGGGACCGUGGGCCCCAUCCUCCGAGAAGGUAGGGGAAGGAAGGGAGGACUGAGAGUGGACAAGCCAUCUUGACGGUAGGGGACAGGAGUGUGGAGUCGGGGGACAGGCCCUCAGCUCGCCCCUUGCACACACACGAGAGAGAGAGGCCCCGGUCUAGCUCCUUGGCCUAGAUUCCCCCUCAGGCUAAGGGCCUCUCUGCUUCCCCAGAUGCCUGGGUGCGGAGAAAGGCUUGGCUCCUCCCCGGAGGUUAAAAAUUAUAGUCAUUCUAACUGCACUUUGGAAACCAGGCAAGGGGAGAAGAUAAAUGAAGAAAAACUAGACAGAAAAAGAAAAAGAGAGAGCGAGCGAACGAUUGCUAGAGAGAGAGAGAGAGAGAGAGAGAGAUAAUAUUAAGUUAUUAACUGAGGCUGGCCAGAGGGGCGGACCCCCCCUACCACCCCCAUGCACUUUGAGAACUACCCCUCCUCCCCCCAGAUCAGAGAACUGCCCCCCACACAAGGUCCCUAAAGGUAGGGCUGCCGAUCAGAGCUGUGAGUUAACACAACAGGGUCCUGGCCACCCGCCCCUUGCCUUGCCCCUCCCUGUGCCCCUUUGGCACCCCCAUCCCAGUACUUCCUCUGCUCUCUGCCACUCGUGCCCGCUGAGUUCCAUCUACCUCUCACGCUGGAUGCCAGCUGGCCCCUCACCAGCCUGCCCUGCUGCCCACACAGCUCCCCUUUCAAGUGCCCAGCCCCAGGGGCCUCCCCUGUCCGUCCAUCCCCAUCCCCCCACUCCUUCUGCACCUUGGCACCCACACAGGAAAAACUGUGGCUCAAGCUCCCACCCUCCUCACAUCCUGCUGUACCCGCUCCAAUCCAGAUGCUCUGCUCUAGGGCGAGGAGGGUGUGUGCUCGGGGCUGCUCCCAGGGCCUCCGCCCCCUUAGGACUGUUUCCCAUAUGUCUUCUGGGCUCUCCCUAACCUCUGCCCUCCUCCGCCCCGACUCCCGCUUCUACGCACGAACCCAGACUCCGGGUGGGCAGGCACCUAGGAAUGGGAUGCUUAGAUUAAUAGCACUUCGUUGGGGCCCCUGGGGAGGGGGCGGUUGGUGCUCCUCCUUUCUUCUUUGAAGCUCUUUAGGCCAGCCCGCCCCUCCGCCCGGGACCCAUUCCCCCUCCUCUUUUCUCUAAUUCAGGGACUUUGGCUUGAGCCACCUCCCACCUUCGUGGUGAGGAGUGAGUGCUCUGUUGGUCUGCAUUUGGGUCAGUUACCCUCCUCCUCCCCUUGGCUCUCGCCCACUCCGCAGCGGGAGGAUGGAUGGGUGGACAUAGAUGCCCCCGGAAGCCAUGGGGAAUGGGGCAGGGGGGAGGGGUGCCAGGGCUUCCUGCGCUUUGCACUACUGGGGCAAAAAUGUCUUAAGCUGUGGGGAACCUGCCACCCCACCCUGACCCUCAGCCUGCCACAGCCCCCUACACACACACACACACACACACAGACGCACGCACACGCGCACGCACACACACACACAAAGGCAAUGCUAUGCUGCCCAUCAGGGCAUGUCCUUCCCCUGCUGUUCCGGUUUUGGGCAGAGGGGAGGGCCUAGAAGAGCAUCCGCUGUCACCUGUGCUGUCACCUGUGCAUGUGCCUGCCCCGCCCCCUUGGGCACGUGGGCUGCACAUGCUGUCGUUGUCUCUCCCUCUCUCUCUCCUGGGGCUCUGGUUCCUGUAUUCCUCCUGUCCUAUAGGCAAGCCCUCUUGUACCCUCUUCCUACCCCUGGGGGCCCAGUGGAAUUCCUGACCUGUCUGCUGUCUCCCCCGUCCCUCCGGCCCCCCUUCGCCCCCCCAUUCCCCAUUCUCAGCCAUGGACAUGGUGGAGAAAAGGCCUUGAAGAGGCGUGGCCUCUUACAGGCACUUGGGAAUCCCCAGACCCCGCCCCAAUCAUAUGAGCUGUGAUCCCCCACUCCUCCCCUGACCCUUCCCCCUCACUCUGUGAUGUGGGGUGAAUGUGUGCAUUUCUCUGUGUGAAUGUGUGAGCGAGUACAUGUGGUGGGGGAGGAGCUGGGGGGGGGGACUCAGGAGUGCCACAAACCUGCUCUAGAGAGGCAGCUGUCCCAGCCCCUGCUUUGGAAGUGGGGGACAGGGCCCUCUCCUGGGGGCCAUUGGUGCUAAUGAGGGGGAUGGCCUUGACGUGGGUGCUUAGCAUUGCCUCCCCAGUAUUGGCCCAGGGCACUAGGGCAGGCAGGGUGGGGCAGCAGGUGCAGUAUUGGUGGGAGGAGGGGCUGCUGAGAAUAGAAUGAGGGGUCCAGGCCAGGACAAGGGGGUGCCAGAGCCAUGACCACUACCCCACCCCCACCAUCGCCUCUCCAUCUCAGUAUUCCCCGUUCUAUCACUCAUAACACACAUACCUCAUCCAGCCUCCUCCCUGCUCAGACUUGGGGAGGGUGGGGGUGGAGGAGCCCCUAUGCCUUCUCCCGGUGGCGGGUCUACAGGGCUGGGAGAGGGCAGGGCGUGUGACAGACACCGUCCACAGGGACGGUAAUUCCUGCCCUGGGAACUCCUGGGUGGGGGGAGGGGGACACUUCCCUGGAGGCGCUACUGAAUGUAUGAGAAGCUGGUGCUGGGGUGGGGGGGGAGGGGGGUUGUGGCCAGAAACAGGGAAGGAGGCAGUUCCCUUCCCCAGGGGUGGGGCCAGUAGGAGUGACUUGGGGGGCUCCUACUCCUGCCCCAUGUUGACAAUCAGUAUGUCUGUUAUGUGCGAUUUUUCACCCCGUUGUGUUUUGGGUCAGGAUUUUAAAGAAAGAUAUUUUUAUGGUAA